This is a messenger RNA of Pseudoliparis swirei, 3577 nucleotides long. RefSeq names its product endothelin receptor Ba (gene ednrba). Bases 280 to 1545 code for a protein of 421 amino acids. Gene Ontology annotation, cellular component: membrane. Gene Ontology annotation, molecular function: endothelin receptor activity. NCBI's taxonomy places the organism in Eukaryota, Metazoa, Chordata, Actinopteri, Perciformes, Liparidae. The transcript has 8 exons. The record is from RefSeq and is a predicted model, not a curated record. Gene Ontology annotation, biological process: vasoconstriction; regulation of blood pressure; enteric nervous system development.
ACUACCAGAGGAGCGUCUGGAGCUUCUGGAGCAGAGCGUGGGCCGUUGGUGUCGACACCGGGACUGUUGGAGAUGACCGCAGCGUCACUUCAGGAACAGCAUUCCUCCAAUCCGGGAACUUUUCUCUGUACGGGGAGCUUGAAAGUCACCGGAAAAGUUUGAUCUGAAGAGGCAGAAAUAUUGGAUUUCUGCCUUGGGCUGGGACUUUGGCACACCCAAAGAGGAUCAGUUGCGGCCUUAUUGGAUUUAAAAAACACUCAGUUACAACUAAACUGCAGGAUGAAGACGGCUCAUCUCCUCGGCUUGGAGUUACUCCUCUUGGCGGGUCACGUCCUUCUGGCCAGUGGGCAACUGGACUCGACGAAGCCAGCGGCCCAGGACCUUCUUGCCGUUACCUCGAGACCUGGGCUCGUGGAGAGGGACGUGCAGGGUCUGGUGAGGCCCAACAUCAGCAUGCCCCCCCGCCGCUGGCUACCUCCCAUGUGCACGGGGCCCACGGAAAUCAGAGACACCUUCAAAUCCAUCAACACCGUGGUGUCCUGCCUGGUGUUCGUCGUGGGGAUCAUCGGGAAUUCCACUCUGCUGAGAAUCAUCUAUAAGAACAAGUGCAUGCACAACGGGCCGAACAUCCUGAUCGGCAGCCUGGCCCUCGGAGACCUGCUGCACAUAAUCAUCGGCAUUCCCAUCAACGUUUACAAGCUCCUGGCAGAGGACUGGCCUUUCGGAGUAACUCUGUGCAAGAUAGUGCCGUUUGUCCAAAAGGCCUCCGUGGGGAUCACAGUGCUGAGUCUGUGUGCUUUGAGCAUCGACAGGUAUCGCGCCGUGGCCUCCUGGAGCCGCAUCAAACGGAUCGGCGUUCCAAAAUGGAUGGCUAUCGAAAUAGCGCUCAUCUGGAUAAUAUCCAUCGUCCUGGCCGUGCCGGAGGCAAUCGCGUUCGACAUGAUCACCAUGGACUACAAGGGAGAACAGUUGAGGAUCUGUUUGUUGCACCCCAUGCAGAACAUCAACUUCAUGAGGUUUUAUAAAUCAGCGAAGGACUGGUGGCUGUUCAGUGCCUAUUUCUGCCUGCCGCUGGUCUGCACCGCUGUCUUCUACACGCUGAUGACCUGCGAGAUGCUGAGGAAGAAGAACGGAGUCCAGAUCGCUCUCAGCGACCACCUCAAGCAGCGACGAGAGGUGGCUAAGACAGUGUUCUGCCUGGUUCUGGUCUUCGCCGUGUGCUGGCUGCCUCUCCAUCUCAGCCGGAUCCUGAAGCUCACCAUCUACGACGAGAAAGAUCCAAACCGCUGCGAGCUGCUCAGUUUCUUCUUGGUGUUGGACUACAUUGGCAUCAACAUGGCAUCCGUCAACUCCUGCAUCAACCCGAUCGCCCUCUACGUGGUCAGCAGGCGCUUCAAGAACUGCUUCAGGUCCUGCCUGUGCUGCUGGUGCCUGCCGGCCGAGAUGUUGAUGAAGAAGAAGCAGUCGUGCAUGAAGCUGAAAGUCACGGAGCGAGCCUCCGACCAGAGCAACUCGCGCACGACCAACAAGUCCACGACGGCGUGAGGAGGCGCGUCGAGUAAGAACGGAGGAGAGAGAGAAUAAGAAAUAUUGACGUGUGGAUGACUGAAUGAGGAUACGUGCGGAUUCUUGACCCAUCCACAGCGUCUUGUGACGUCUCCAUCCGUUUUUAACAGAUGUGCUUUUUGUGAAUCAGUGAGAUGACACUCCCUCUGACUGAAACUAGUGUUCUUCUUCUACUGGACCCGAUGCGCACUCUCCCUGUCCAAGAAGAAAUAAGCUGCCGUGAACUUCCAAACACCAUCGAGGGUGAUGAUGUGUGUGAGGCAGUCAAACUGGCGUUCAAAAUACCAAAUAUUGGGAACCGAGCAGGGGGCAAAGUUCAGUGUUCGAGUGUUUUAUAGAAUUGGGGGUCAAAGGUCGAUGAGCAGGAGACAGCUCAUCAGGCUCUCGGUCUGGUAGUUACUUACGGCGUGAAUCCCUCAAUAAGUUACGCAUUACAUUCGACACACACACACAAGUUUUUUUGAGAAUUUAAGUAUUUCCUCGUAUAAAUGUUUGCAUUGAGAAUGGUGCUUUGUGUCGCCUACAUGAGUUCUGUGAGAGCCAUAUUCCACUCAAGAUGUGAUUCAGUGACAGCUUUGUUGUGUUUGUUGCGCUCCUUUAGCUGUGCUGCCGGCCGCGUCAGGGCCGACAGCCCUCGGUUGAGGUUUUUGGACAGUUGUGCACAGAAUUAAAUCGUGUAACUUAAUUUUUUUUGUCGAGUAAGCGUUUGAAAUGGAGUUUCUGCCUGUGAAGACUCAUUUUGCUUUAAGCUUAUUGCCAAUACACAGACUUGUUACAGUUGUGGUCAUGUGGAUUACCGGACAGAGAGAAGAUUACCGCUACAAGUGCCUUUAAAUGUAUUAACUCUUAAUUCUUACUUUCCCACUAGUUAUUGAACUACUGAUGUUGUCGAGCUGUGCACUUCCAGCUGUGUGACCGUUCUUGUAUUAUCCUGUUCGAUAAUGUGUUUCUCAAGUGUAUUUGCUCCUUAUUAUCUUAAUCAGACUCCUUACUUUAGCCGGUAGGACAAGAGGUAGGGUUUAUUUUUUAAAUAAAUAAAAAUGAAUAAAAUAAAUAAGACGCUAAGCACUUUUUUUAGGCAACCAUCUGUUCAGAUACACGCUCAUAAUCACUUAUGACUGUGAAUGUUCCAACUUUGCUUGUCAUCCUGGUCUGACUGUGUGUGUGUGUGUGUGUGUUUGAUUUAAGUGUGACAGCAAGCAGCAUCAUGUGAUGGUGAAAAACAAAACAUUACUGUGAUUUCUCCAUUUUCUCCCAACUUCUUCGCUUCAAAUACACACACACACACACACACACAGACAGAGUUCUGACCUGGGAAUGUUCCUCUGGGCUAAACCAGUGUCACGCAUGUCCUGUUAGCCGUCAAAGGAGCUCUCUGUGCUGUGAUCUCUCGCCGCCCCUCCUCGGCUUGUGUCUCGUCUCUUCUUCUUCUGCCCCUUUCUUUCUUCCUUCUUCCUUUUUUCAAACCUCUUCCCCUCGUCGCAGUUUUCUUUUUGCUCUGCAUUCCCGUCUCCACUGUUCCCAAUAACUCCCUCUGCCUUAGUUCUUCCAUUAUGUCCUUUUUUUUAAAAUCAGUGUGGUUAUAAAUUAAUCCAGCCCGGUGCUGUAAGCAGCCUCGAGUGGAAGAAAUCACGAUCCGUACAGUCCUCCCUAAAUCAUCUCCUGUUCCUCCCCAACUGGGUUCAACUGAUGCAUCUGCUCGAUGGUGCCGGCGUUGGCGUUCUACCGAUGCGAUCGAGUGUCCUCCGAGAUCGCUGCCGCAAAAUGAAACGGUGAUAAAAAAGAUGCGAAGAAAGUAAAUGUGCUGCUUCCCGAACAGUCUAUGAAUCAAAGAGUGAUCAGCUCAGGGUCAGUCUCGAGCUCCUUUGCUCCACAAAAACUGAAAUAAUGUGUGGGCCCGGGACGCGUUGAUUCAUGGUGAUCUUGUAAGCUGUGAGUUGUGCUCUAUCACAGAGUUUAAGAUAACACUUAAAAGAUUCAAGCUGCAUUAAAGGGCUGGUUCGACACUGAA